AUGAACCACUUUAAUACCACUGAUGGUGUUCUUGCAGUUUCCAAUCUCAGUUCCUCUUCGCGUGAAGCUAUUAUGGAGUAUAUUGUUAAUGAAUUCAUUAGAGGUAAUUCACCACCGGUGCGUCGUGAGGAUUCGUUAUUUAUUUUACAGUUGAAAAUGCCGGUCACACUGCUGGAUAAGGUGUUACCGGAGUGUCGAAUCUCUACAUCAUUGGAAUAUGAGAGUAGUGAUAAUAAUAAUAAUAAUAAUAAUAAUAAUAAUAAUAAUAAUAAUAAUAAUAAUAAUAAUAUACCGUUACGAUGCUCUUCUUUAAACAACACUUUAUUGAAAAGAAAUGAUGUACAUGAUAUUAAAUGGCUUCGGAAAAUAAUGCAUGAAUUUUUCUUUGAGACAAGUAAACGAUUGGAUACUACAGAUACUUAUUAUGAUGAUGAUGAUGAUAGUAUUAAUGUUCUGUUAAACCACAACUUGGAAGAAGAAAAAGAAAAAAAAAUAGAAAAAGUAGAAGGAAAUAGUAGUAUGGAAAACAAAGGGUUUUCAUUAAAUUCCAAAUGUUAUCCAUCACUUAUGAAACCUGUCUUUUCUCCUUUAGAUAUACGAGCCAUACUGCUUAAUUUUCUACUAUUGAAAUUUGGAGAAACUACACCUGUUAGACAAGUAGGAGUAGAUCUCCUGCGGGCCAUACGAUAUUAUCGAACUUUGGAUUUGGAAACUAAUAUAUUCAGUGCUUUACUCUCUUGUCCUAAAUAUGAUGAGUUGGAUGUUAGACUCUUUCUACAAUGGUGGGCCGAAUUAUAUUCUUUUUCACAUUGUGGAGAUUCGGAUUCUCGAUAUAUUUUCUUAGCUGAAUUAUGGCCUAUAAUAACACGUUGUCUUUUUAUUUGUAGCCUUCCUCAUGAAAUUAAAAAAACUGUUAGCCUUCGAGUUAAAAAUACUUUAUUACGUUGGUUUAGUGAUGAUUCUAAUACUACUACUACUACUACUAAUAAUGUUAGUAGUAGUAGUAGUAGUAAAGGUGAGAAGAGUGUAAAACUUCCCAAAAUAAAUGGGAUGCCAAACCUUUUCUAUUUACCGUACUCUGUUGCUCUAUUACAGGGAUAUCUUGGUGUGUCUAACCCAGUAAAUGAUGCUGAUACACUGUGGUUUCAAUUUACAUCAAAGCAAAUGUUGUCAAAUGCUCAUGUGUUGGCUCUUCUUCUUGUGAACACCAAAGUAGAACGACGUCAACAAGUUUCUUCUCAAACUGAAUCGUUAACGUUAACAAAAGAUACAGAUUAUAUGGUGAAAACUCCAACUGCUAGAAAAUCAACUGAUAUAUUACCUUUGCUUCCAGAAAAUAAUAAUAAUAAUAAUAAUAAUAAUAAUAAUAAUAAAGAGGAUGCAGAGGAGUGGAUUCCUUUACCUGACAGAAAAGAUGAAAAGAAAGAGAAGGGUCUCUUUAAGAUUAAGGAUGUGGAAACUAAAUCUAACCACGAUGAGGUUCCCAGUCACGAAGAGGAACAUCAUAAUAUAGAUAUUUCUACACAAUGUGCGUCUUUGCGGGAUCAUGAGUUACGCUUUAAAAAGGAAAUGAAAUCUCUUGAGGAACGCAUAACUGAAACUAUAGAACUUCAUAAGAAGGUUGUGACAAAUAAAUCAUAA
Molecule: messenger RNA, 1641 nt
Organism: Trypanosoma theileri
Lineage: Eukaryota; Euglenozoa; Kinetoplastea; Trypanosomatida; Trypanosomatidae
Exons: 1
Coding region: 1-1641 (546 amino acids)
Source: RefSeq, a predicted model, not a curated record